Molecule: messenger RNA, 947 nt
Organism: Triplophysa rosa
Lineage: Eukaryota; Metazoa; Chordata; Actinopteri; Cypriniformes; Nemacheilidae
Product: major histocompatibility complex class I-related gene protein-like
Exons: 6
Coding region: 131-829 (232 amino acids)
Biological process (GO): immune response
Cellular component (GO): external side of plasma membrane
Source: RefSeq, a predicted model, not a curated record
UUCAUGUACUUUGACAGCAACACAAUGAAAGCUGUGCCAAAGACGGAGUGGAUGAGACACUUUGACGGAGCAGAUUACUGGGAGAGGCAAACUGAGAUUGUCAUUGCUAGAAGAUGUUCACACCUUUCAGAUGAUGUUUGGAUGUGAGCAGGAUGAUGAUGGGACCACUCGAGGAUACUUGCAGUACGGUUAUAAUGGAGAAGACUUCAUCAGCUUUGAUAGGAACACACCAAGUUGGACCGCUGCUAAUCCUCAAGCUAUCAUCCUCAAGAACCAAUGGGAUACUAAUGGUGCUAAAACAAAUUACUGGAAAGCAUAUCUGGAGAGCACAUGCUUUGAGCGGAUGAAGAAGAUUGUGAGCCACGGCAAGGACACUCUGGAGAGAAAAGUUGCAGCUGAAGUGUCUCUACUGCAGAAGAACUCCUCGUCUCCAGUUAUCUGUCAUGCUACUGGUUUCUACCCCAAAAACAUCACAAUGACCUGGAAGAAAAACCAUGAGGAUCUUAAUGAAGAUGUGGAGGUCAGUGAAACUUUGCCAAAUGCAGACGGAACGUUCCAGAAGAGCAUCAGUCUCUCAGUGAAGUCUGAGGAGUGGAAGAAGAAUCCAGAUGUCUACAGAUGUGUCAUUCAACAUGUGGGAGCAGAGAAAGACAUUGUUGUCCCUCUCAAUGAAAACAACAUCAAGUCUAACUCAGCUUCUGACAACAUCAUUGUGAAAGGUUUGUUGAUCACCACUGUCGUAAUUGCGGUGUUGGCUGCCAUGUUUUUGCUGUUAAAAAGAGGCUCAUUGUGUGCAAGAUGUCCAGGCAGGUUAAGAGUUCAAAUUUAACAGACUUUGUGAAGGGCAGUACAACAGAUACUGCGUGAGAAUUAACCGAUGAACAACUGCAAAAUCAAAUAAAAGUUUUAUCAAAAUAAAAGAAGAUAUUUUGUGAAAUGUCUCAGUG